CAGGAGAGAGGAGGCUUCUCAGGCCUUCAGGAUGCUGAUCCCUGCCUCCUGGCCCCGCCCUCCCCCCUGCCUGCUGCUGGCUCUGCUGCUGGGCCUCACAGGAGGGGCAGGUGAGGAGCUGCAGGUGAUUCAGCCUGAGAAGUCAGUGGCACUGACAGCUGGAGAGACGGCCACUCUGAGCUGCAGUGUGACCUCCAUUCUCCCUGUGGGGCCUGUCAUGUGGUUCAGGGGGACAGGGCCAGGCCGGGAGUUAAUCUACAGUCAGAAAGGAGGCCACACCCCCCGAGUAAUAAGUGCUGCAGACACCAUGAGGAGAAACAACACGGACUUUUCCAUCCGCAUCAGCAACAUCACCCCAGCAGACACUGGCACCUACUACUGUGUGAAGUUCUGCAAAUCAGAGCCUAACAACAUGGAGCUCAAGUCUGGAACAGGCACUCGGCUCACCAUGAGUGCCCAACCCUCUCCCCCCGUGGUGUCAGCCCCCACAGGCAGGGCCACACCUGGGCAGACAGUGAGCUUCACCUGCAAGUCCCACGGCUUCUCCCCCAGGAACAUCGUCCUGAGAUGGUUCAAAGAUGGGAAUGAGCUCCCAGCCUCCCAGCCCACUGUGGACCCAGAGGGAGACAGCCCUUCCUACAACAUCUCCAGCACAGCCAGGGUGCGGCUGGCCCGGGAGGAUGUCCGCUCCCAGGUCAUCUGCCAGGUGGACCAUGUCACCCUGAAGGGGGGCCCUCCUCUUUGUUGGACUGCCAACCUGUCUGAGACCAUCCGAGUUUCACCCACCUUGGACAUUACCCAACACACCGUGUCAGAGAAACAGGGGAACAUCUUCAUCUGCCAGGUGAAGAACUUCUACCCCCAGCACCUUCAGCUGAGCUGGUUGGAGAAUGGAAACAUGUCCCUGAACGAAACGCCUUCAACCUGCACAGAGAACAAGGAUGCGACCUUCACCUGGGGGAGCUGGAUCCUGGUGAACUCAUCUGCCCACGGGGAGGCCGUGGUGCUCACAUGUCUGGUGCGGCACGAUGGGCAGCCGGCCAUCAGCAGAAACCUCACCUUGGAGUUCUCUGCUCAGCAGAAGGACAAAGGCCCAGGAGUACCUACUGAUGUCCUUGUAGGGAUUUUCCUGGGCUUCAAAGUGCUGCAGGUGGUUGGUGUCUCUGUCCUCUAUGUCCACAGGAAGUGGAGACCCUGACUGCGUGUCAGGAAGAGGACAGCAUGGAACACAGGAGAGAUGCAGGGAAUGCUUCUUGAAUGAUGAGCAGAUAAUUAAAUGAGAACAUGUUUCUGCAGCCCCAUC
Molecule: messenger RNA, 1303 nt
Organism: Phyllostomus hastatus (greater spear-nosed bat)
Lineage: Eukaryota; Metazoa; Chordata; Mammalia; Chiroptera; Phyllostomidae
Product: signal-regulatory protein beta-1-like
Biological process (GO): positive regulation of T cell activation; positive regulation of phagocytosis
Cellular component (GO): plasma membrane
Source: RefSeq, a predicted model, not a curated record